AUGGGAUCCAGUCCUAGCCAAGAGCACUCUGAGAAGAAGAGGUCUUUAGGGCGGGACUACCAUCCCAUGUGUCUGAAGUGUUUCCACUGUACCACACCACUGACAGCAGGACAGCAUGCUGAGUAUGAUGAGAAGCCAUAUUGUGCACACUGCUACAUGAGGAUGUUUGGUCCAAGAGGUAACAGGUGACUGGUGCCAUGAUGGCACCAUACUGUCCAUUAGGAACCUGACCAAAACCCAGACAGACCAACAACCACACAAAAGACAAACACAGGCACAGUUGAUAAGGGAACAACCCUAAACCAGUAUGGAAAAAAAACGGGUUUCUAAAGUCAGUGAAAAGAAACCAAACAAGAACAACAACAGCAUUCAUUUAUUCAAGUUCACUGCCACUGCUUUGGUCAAAACGUUAGCCACAAAAAAAUGGAGUAGUUAGAAGAUGUGCUUGUUGUGGCCAGCUAGUGCCGCAAACACGUGGUUUUUUUUUUUUGCAAUGUGAGUGAAAUGUUUCUUGUACUGAAUAUUGGUAUGCAUGUUAUAAAACAUUUAA
This is a messenger RNA of Lampris incognitus (smalleye Pacific opah), 550 nucleotides long. RefSeq lists its product as uncharacterized. The record is from RefSeq and is a predicted model, not a curated record. Bases 1 to 189 code for a protein of 62 amino acids. Lineage: Eukaryota; Metazoa; Chordata; Actinopteri; Lampriformes; Lampridae. Gene Ontology annotation, biological process: intrinsic apoptotic signaling pathway in response to DNA damage; regulation of gene expression. Gene Ontology annotation, molecular function: zinc ion binding. The transcript is spliced from 4 exons.